Messenger RNA from Gekko japonicus, 3816 nucleotides. It is a transcript of the gene OSBP, whose product is annotated as oxysterol binding protein. Gene Ontology annotation, cellular component: intracellular membrane-bounded organelle; cytosol; membrane. Gene Ontology annotation, molecular function: sterol binding. The transcript is spliced from 14 exons. NCBI's taxonomy places the organism in Eukaryota, Metazoa, Chordata, Lepidosauria, Squamata, Gekkonidae. The record is from RefSeq and is a predicted model, not a curated record. Bases 13 to 2004 code for a protein of 663 amino acids.
UCCAAGGCAGAGAUGCGGCACACCUGCCGGGGUACCAUCAACCUGGCCACAGCCAAUAUUACAGUAGAGGACUCCUGCAAUUUUAUCAUUUCCAAUGGCGGGGCACAGACCUACCAUUUGAAAGCCAGCUCAGAAGUUGAGAGGCAGCGCUGGGUUACAGCCUUGGAGCUGGCCAAGGCCAAAGCGGUGAAGAUGCUGGCAGAAUCAGAUGAGUCAGGUGAUGAAGAAUCGGUUUCUCAGACAGACAAGACUGAACUGCAGAAUACCCUGCGCACUCUCUCCAGUAAGGUGGAGGACCUCAGCACCUGUAAUGACCUGAUUGCCAAGCACGGAACCGCACUGCAGCGCUCUCUCAGUGAGCUGGAGACCCUCAAGCUGCCCACUUCCAAUGCUAUGAUCAAUGCUUGCCGGGACUUCCUGAUGCUGGCCCAGACACACAGCAAGAAGUGGCAGAAAUCUCUCCAGUAUGAGCGUGACCAGCGCAUCCGUUUGGAGGAGACGUUGGAGCAGUUGGCUAAGCAGCACAACCACCUGGAAAGAGCCUUCCGUGGGGCCACGGUACUACCAGCCAGUGCCCCGGGCAGCAUGGAUGCCAGUAAAGAUCGAUGUUACCCAUCUAAGGGGGAUCUGAGUGAUGAAGAUGAUGACAAUGAAUUCUUUGACGCUCCUGAGAAUAUUGCAAUGCCUGAAAACAUGGGCCACAAACGAACUGGCAGCAACAUUAGUGGUGCUAGCAGUGACAUCAGUCUCGACGAGCAGUAUAAACACCAGCUGGAGGACACCAAGAAGGAGAAGAGAACCCGAAUUCCCUACAAACCAAAUUAUAGUCUCAACUUGUGGAGCAUCAUGAAGAACUGCAUUGGCAAGGAACUCUCCAAGAUCCCCAUGCCAGUUAACUUCAAUGAGCCCUUAUCCAUGCUGCAGCGCCUCACAGAGGACCUGGAAUAUCAUGAGCUGUUGGACCGGGCAGCCACGUGUGAGAGCUCCCUGGAGCAACUCUGUUAUGUGGCUGCUUUUACUGUAUCAUCUUACUCCACCACUGUCUUCCGCACGAGCAAGCCAUUCAACCCCCUCUUAGGAGAGACCUUUGAGCUAGACCGGCUGGAAGAAAAUGGCUACCGCUCUCUCUGUGAGCAGGUGAGCCACCACCCCCCAGCGGCUGCUCAUCAUGCUGAAUCCAAGCAUGGCUGGACCCUUCGGCAGGAAAUCAAAAUCACCAGCAAGUUCCGUGGCAAAUAUCUCUCUAUCAUGCCACUUGGUACCAUCCACUGUAUCUUCCAUGCAACUGGCAAUCACUACACAUGGAAAAAGGUCACCACCACAGUACACAACAUCAUAGUGGGCAAAUUAUGGAUAGACCAGUCUGGCGAGAUCGAGAUUCUGAAUCACAAGACCAGUGAAAGGUGUAUUCUCAAGUUUGUUCCUUAUAGCUACUUCUCAAGAGAUGUGGCCAGAAAGGUCACUGGAGAGGUACUAGAUUCCUUGGGGAAAGUGCACUUUGUGCUACUAGGCACUUGGGAUGAGAAGAUGGACUGUUUCAGGGUGACAGCAACUAGCAUGGAGAAUGGUAGUGAAAGCCGGCAGAGAACACACGAAGCAGAGGACAGUAGGGUCUUGCUGUGGAAGAGGAACCCACUCCCGAAGAAUGCCGAGAACAUGUACUAUUUCUCAGAGCUGGCUUUGACGCUUAAUGCUCUGGAAAGUGGUACUGCUCCCACGGACAGCAGGCUUCGGCCUGACCAGCGACUCAUGGAGAAUGGACGCUGGGAUGAGGCCAAUGCAGAGAAGCAGCGCCUUGAGGAGAAGCAGCGCAUCUCCCGCAAAAGACGUGAAGCCGAGGCCAUGAAGGCCACAGAGGAAGGAACUCCUUAUGACCUUUAUAAGGCACUGUGGUUUGAGCGGAAGAAAGACCCAGAUACCAAGGAGGUGGCCCACGUCUACAAGGGGGGCUACUGGGAGAGCAAAGAGAAACAGGACUGGAGUAUGUGCCCUGAUAUCUUCUGAGCUGGAAGCAGCUGGACUAUUGAGAAGAGGAGGAGGAAGAAUGGGUAGCAGAAGAAAGACGGAAGGGAGCAUCUGAUCAUGUGACUUCCUGCCUAGUGCUUUCCUCACCAAAUCUGUCUGUCUUAACCAAUCACUUGUUUUGAAUCAAUCACCCAAAGCAGAAUCCAGCAGUGGUGAUUGGCUGGGUUGCCUUAGCUGAUUGAAGCUGGUGUCUGGAUCCCUAGGUGGCUGGGGACAUGUCUGAGUCGAGGACUGCACCCUCCGCGUCCCCAUUGCUGUGCUCACAGCCCUGCACAUUUGGGGAGGAGGAAGAGGGGAACAACAUGGUGCUGUAUACAGUUUGCCUCCCUUUCCUACCUUCAGAUAGGGACAGUUCAGUAGCAUGUAGGCAAGACCAUGAAUGUGUGCUCCAAGGCAUUGUGGGCGGCGUGGUGGGAGGGAGAUGGAAGGACGUCCUGCAGUUCUGCCGUAAGGGUUGUUCUGGUUCUUCCACCCACCUGUCAGACAGCCUGUCCUUAGGCACGGUGUCAAAAGUGAGUGAGGCCUCUGAAGCACUGGGUGUCUUUCCAGGAGCAGUCAUCUGUCAGUCCACUCUGGGAGCGAAGCAGCUACUGGUGUCCUAGAAUUGGCAUGGGGGGAAGAGGCUAGCUCUGGUCCCAGCGGCACCAGUUCCUUUGGGGCUCAUUCAGAUGUCCGCGCAGUGGCAGGAAACUAAACUGUUCUCUCUCCUUCUUGACCCCACACCACUUGAGACCCCAGUAUAUUCCCCACGUGCACUCUGCUGGGACACUACGAUACAAGAUUUCCUCUGCCUAAAGCCCCUGGCAACCUCUAGCUUAAUGCACACCUGUUUAUAUGUAUAUUAUAUAUAUGUAGAGAAAAAGAGAGAUCUAAUUUUUGUUUUGAUCCCCCCGCCCCAUUCCUCUCCCAUCCUGCGGACCCCAUUUUGUAAUAUGUGCCCUUCUUGGUCUCCUUCCACUGCCCCCAUACCAAGGGAGAUGUUCUGCAGAAAGAGUGAUAGUGGACAAUUACGUGUCUUGCCUCUUCUUUUAAAAAAUGCCAUCUGAUGUGGAAGCUGAAGCUUGGUAGCAUCAAUCGUAAAGUUGUGCAGGCAUAAACUAGAUGUCCCGCAACACUGUUGAAAAAAUAUGAACAUUGUGGGAAUUCCCAGCUGGUCUUAGACAACUCUGGUCACAUCUGCCAAAGCUGGAUCCUAAGGUUGAAAGGGUGCUGCCACCAUGUGUAGAGAUGGAUAAGGGCACAGCGGCUGCCCCAGCCAGGCUUAUACGUGGAGGGGAAUGUGAACGGCCAGGCAGCCCCGCCCUUGGCUAAGGAUCAGCAAUGAGGUGCCUUCCUCCUGUGUGUUUCUCCUUUUUGUUUUCUUUCUGUCUGUUGACUUUUGAACUUUAGCCACUGAAAAGGGGAUGGUGGUUCUGCCCAUGGCUGCUUGCCGGUGACCGGGAGAAAUGAGGCCAUGAGCCCUGCUUUCCCAGCAGCAAAGUGCAGUGUUGCUGACUGGGGAAGAAGGGGCUUUGGAUGGGGUCUCUGCAUUAUUUGCUGCUUGGAUUAAAGUCUGUUCUUUGCAGCUGGUGAAGGCUGAUACUCCCUUGGAUGGGUUAAUGGCAGGCUUUAAACAGAGAGAAUCCCUGCAGUUCUAUUUUUGGGGUUUUUUUGCCUUACUGUCUUUUUUCCAAGAAAACUAAAUUAAAUAAUGAAACCUGAAAUAUCCAGGUUGGGGUUUUGUGUGUGUGUGUCUCCCCUGCUUAAUGUUCAGGCUUAAAAGGGCUUAACGGUAUAUCCUCCUCCUGCUGG